Messenger RNA from Anopheles stephensi (Asian malaria mosquito), 4559 nucleotides. Its product is annotated as Bloom syndrome protein homolog. The transcript has 4 exons. NCBI's taxonomy places the organism in Eukaryota, Metazoa, Arthropoda, Insecta, Diptera, Culicidae. The record is from RefSeq and is a predicted model, not a curated record. Gene Ontology annotation, cellular component: cytoplasm; chromosome; nucleus. Gene Ontology annotation, molecular function: 3'-5' DNA helicase activity; ATP binding; four-way junction helicase activity. The coding region runs from base 116 to 4462 and encodes 1448 amino acids. Gene Ontology annotation, biological process: DNA replication; double-strand break repair via homologous recombination.
AAAACAGCGUAAACAAACUAACGAAAGCGGCGCGCUCCAGCAUCCGAUGCAUUGCUCGGUUUCACAGGAAUUGUUCAGGAAAGUACGGGUGAAAUGUGAGCAAAAGACGUGAAAAAUGUCGAGAAAACCUUCCACCACAUCAAACCGCGGGGAACCGAUGAAGCAGAUGAGCUUAAAAAGUUUUAUCUCCAAAAAAGACAAACCAUCAGCCAGUGAAGAUUCGUGUACACCAACCGAGACGGAACCACAAAUAAGUUCAACGACGUCUUAUGAACAACCGAAAAUAACAUACUCACCAAGCAUAUUUAAACCGAAAGUUCCCCUGCUUAGCAAAGCCACCACAUUUGUGAAUCUGAUAAACAGUGAUUCUGAUGAUUCAAACAAAUCACCCGCCAAACCCGCUCGACCGGCGGAGACGGUGAGGCGUCUUCCUCCUCGAAAUAUUUUCCAGGACCAAUUGCAACAAUCACUGCCAAAAGAACCGCAAGCGGACGAUUAUGAUGAGUUCGAUGCGAUGGUAGAACAGACCAGUACCACCACCUUAAAGCCAAUCAAUUACGAACCGUUGGAGUUGAACCUUGCCACGGAUAAACGAUAUGUGGAGGCGACGAAAAAAUUGGAAGAAAACCUGCACAAGCUGGCCGAAACCAAGAGUCCUGUCAAGUUGCCUACAUUUGAGUUCAAGCAGCAAAAGGCUAGGCGCGUUUCGUUGCAGCUCGACAGAAACAACGUGUUCGGUGGAUCGUUUACGGACGAAGAGCCAGAGGAUGAUGAUUUUGUGAGCAAGAAAGCGACUCCCUCUACUUCAACCCCAUUGGGCAGUACGGUGUCCGGUGUUUUGCCAAGCGAAAAAUCACGCGGGACACCGGCAAAACCACCAAACAAGGACACUUCCACCGCGCUGGCACGUUUGUUAAGCCCGGACAAGGGAUUGGGGCGCAUUCGGUUUGAUGAUGCGUUAAGCACCUAUCUGGAUGAGGUAACAAGCAGUGCCGGAUUUAAUGUGAAAACAUCGCACGAACGUGACAUUCGGAAAAGUGUACAGUAUCUCGAGAAAGCACAGCUAGGGCUGCUGAACCAUUUCUACGAUCUGCUGGCACAGGUCCCGAGCAAAAGCUUUACCUGUAUAGAUAAAAGUUUUAACGUUUCUUGCUUUGACCGGUUAAAAACGACCAUUGACACGAUUCGGGGAAAGAUAAAGGUGUACGAUCGUGUACUUUCCAGCAACCAGCAACGAUUAUCAAAAACGAAGCCGUUAAACGAUUCAAACAUCACUAAAAGCGCACUAGAGGGUUCGAGAACACAGGAAAAACCUAGGACAAGCACGCCCAGUUCGGUUCCGAUCGUGUAUGAGCUUCCGUUCGAGGAGGAAUACUCGCAGGACUGUACUGAUGUGAUUGAGAGCACACCGCCACACCCGGACGCAGGUCGUAAGGAUAGCUUCACCUUAUCCGCGUCAUCGCGAUUCGAAGAGCUCGAGAAGGAAUUUGGACUGAAAAGGCUGGAAGAAACAACUCCCACCGCAUUCACACCGAAAGCAUCCUCGAAUGGAGCGAUUGCUGUUACAAAAUCAUCCAGCGGUGGAUCCACGUUUGUGUUCAAAAAACCAAUCGCCAGCACGCUGGUAAACAAUGUGGACGCUCCGGCAAGCGUUGAUCGGGCGAAGAAUAAAGCAUUGUCGUCACCCGACCCACCGGAAGAUGACCUGGUAGACGAUGACGACAUACUGAACAGUAUCCGGGAGGAGGAGCUCAAGGACCAAGGACGCUCGUUCCAAACGAAUCUUAGCACCGUCAAUCUGAUCACACCCGACACUUCGCUACGGCGGUCCGAUCCACCGCGGAUAACGUUCCCCGUAGAACCGGAUCCACCGGUCCCCGCUCGCAACACGCAGUUUAUCGAGAAUAUUAACACCCAGCUCGAUGACGAUGGGUGGCAAGUGUACGAUCCAUCGUUGUACGGUGAUUUGUUGGAAGACCUGCCUGCACCGGCCACGAAUCAACCGCCUAGCUCUGGUUCGUCAGCGUCGGGGAUGCUUGCGUCCAGUUCGGACAUUGGACGAUUUCACGAAGGGAUACGCAACGACGGCAUAACGGGCGAGUUCGAUGGUAUGGCCUAUCCGCACUCGUCGCGUUUGCAGGUCGCGUUCAAGGAAACGUUCGGUCUGCGGACGUUCCGACCGAACCAGCUGCAGGUAAUCAAUGCCACGCUGCUCGGUAUCGAUUGUUUCGUGCUGAUGCCAACGGGCGGUGGGAAAUCGCUCUGUUACCAGCUGCCGGCCAUCUUAACCGUCGGUCUCACAAUUGUGGUCAGCCCGCUGAAGUCGCUCAUACUGGACCAGGUGCAAAAGCUCAACUCGCUCGACAUAGCGGCAGGCAGUUUGUCGGGCGAAGCGAAUAUGGCCGACGUGCAGCGUAUCUACGACGAUCUGUACAGUAGUUGCCCGGAGCUAAAGCUUCUCUACGUGACGCCAGAAAAAAUAAGCUCGUCGGCUAAAUUCCAAAACCUGCUCAGUGCGCUCUACCGGCGCGGACUGCUGGGACGGAUUGUGAUCGAUGAGGCGCACUGCGUAUCCGCCUGGGGUCACGAUUUUCGACCCGACUACAAAAAGCUCUCCGUCCUGCGUGAACAGUUCCCCACCGUGCCGAUCAUCGCGCUGACGGCGACCGCUAAUCCACGCGUCCGGGUGGACAUUCUAACCCAGCUCAAGUUGGCCCGCGACACGCGUUGGUUUUUGUGCAGCUUCAAUCGACCGAACCUGAAGUAUCUGGUGUUGCCGAAGAAGGGUGUCGCGACCAAGACGGAAAUGAUCGAGCUGAUCAGGAAGCGGUUCCCGCGCGACACCGGUAUUGUGUACUGCCUGUCGAAGAAGGAGUGUGACCAGCUGGCGAGCGAGUUCCAACGGGCGGGUAUUAAGGCGAAAAGCUACCACGCCGGUCUGUCCGACAGUGUGCGGGAAGCGACACAGAAAGAGUGGAUCGGCGAUCGUAUAAAGGUGGUGUGUGCUACGAUUGCGUUUGGGAUGGGUAUCGAUAAACCGGACGUCCGGUACGUGUUGCAUUACUGCAUGCCGAAGUCGAUCGAGGGCUACUACCAGGAAUCGGGACGGGCCGGACGUGACGGGGAAAUAGCCACCUGCAUUCUGUACUACAACUACUCGGACAUGUUGCGCUAUCGGAAAAUGAUGGACAAUGAUACGACCAUUUCCCUCGAAGCGAAACAGAUUCAUAUGAACAAUCUUUUCCGGAUGGUCAACUACUGCGAGAAUGUGACCGACUGUCGGCGGACGCAGCAGCUCGAGUACUUUGCCGAAUACUUCACCAGCGAACAGUGCCUAGCGAACCGAGCAACCGCAUGCGAUAACUGUCUGAUGCAGGGUAACUACAAGACGCUCAAUGCAACGGACGAAUGCAUCAUGGUGGCGAAAGCGGUGCGGGAUCUGUGCGGUGGCCGGAACCGUUUUACGCUGCUGCAUAUGGUGGAGGUGUUGAAGGGAAGCGAAAACAAAAAGGUGCUCGAGAACGGGCACAAUCGUACGGCGUACCACGGGAAGCUGAAGGGUUGGGAGCGCUGCGAUAUCCAGCGUUUACUGCGCAAGCUCGUGAUCGACGAGUACCUGAAGGAGGAUCUUAUCUUCAGCAACGACAUACCGCAGGCCUAUUUGCGGCUCGGCACCAAGAUCGAAACGCUGGUGAAUCGCCGGGUGCGUAUCGAGUUCUCGAUCAAGGAGAAGCUGGCGGGACGCGGUAAGCUUACCAAGACGGACGUACCGGCGGCCGCGGCCCAAGAAUCGUCCCAGAUCAGCAUCCAGCUGCGGGACCUCCAGAACCGGUGCUACAACGAUCUGCUCGAGAUUUGCCGUGCGAUCGCGAUGCAGCGGAACGCAACGCUUGCCUCGAUCAUGAACAUACAGGCGCUGAAGGCAAUGUCGGAAAAGUUGCCGGAAUCGCCGGGCGAAAUGCUAACGUUGCCCCACGUUACCAAGGCUAACUUCGAGAAGUACGGCAAACAGUUGCUAGAAAUAACGCAAAACUAUGCCGCGGAAAAGCUGAUGCUUAUGAUGGACACCCAAGACCAGCAGGAAGCGGGAGCAGGUGAGCUGCCGGAGGGAAGUGGGACCGACGAUGAGCGCUCGAUGGGUGACGACGACGGUACCGAUUGGGGUUCGUUGGCACGGGCAGCAUCCCAGGACGGCGGCUCUGGUGGCUACAAACGGCGAAGCAGUUGGGGUGCGGGCGGUGGCACAAGGGCGAAAAAGUUUCGUAAAGGAACCACACGCCGUAAGGGGACCGCGGCUGGCGCGAGUAAACGGGCGGCGACCGGCACCAGUGGACGGGGAGCGAAACGGACGACCGGAACGGCGGCGACCAAACGUGGCGGCAAAACCAAUUUCCGUGGUGCGCCCCCAAAGGGUGGUGGAAGUGGUGGGGGUUUCGGGCUGCUUCCAAUGCCUGGGUAUUAGGGUUCGUACAGUGGUGGUUGUGUUUGUUUCACGCUACGACGAUGAUAUUAUGUUGCCGAGUUUCAUGGACAAUAAAUAAGGUCAAUUUUGUUAUGUA